Messenger RNA from Syzygium oleosum, 1216 nucleotides. Its product is annotated as protein ACCELERATED CELL DEATH 6-like. The coding region runs from base 290 to 1216 and encodes 308 amino acids. Gene Ontology annotation, molecular function: protein phosphatase regulator activity; protein phosphatase 1 binding. The record is from RefSeq and is a predicted model, not a curated record. NCBI's taxonomy places the organism in Eukaryota, Viridiplantae, Streptophyta, Magnoliopsida, Myrtales, Myrtaceae. The transcript has 2 exons. Gene Ontology annotation, cellular component: plasma membrane.
CCGGCUGCCGAAGUUACUUCACGUGCCCGGUGAAGACGGGGGGACACCACUGCACGCUGCAGCAUCGGUUGGGUAUUUUCGGCAAGCGGAGGUCCCACUGAGGAAAUGCCCUUAUCUCGCCCUUCAAACUGACAAGAACGGCUCCUGCCCGAUUCACAUCACUUGCGAAGGCAGCAGCUUCUAGACAUUCGAAAAGUUACUAGACGACACGUGGCCCGACCUGGCAGAUAUAAAAAACAAUGAGGGUCAGAACAUUCUUCACGUUGCAGCCAAGGCCGGGAACGACUACAUGGUGCAAAAGAUACUCAAGGCACGCAGAAAGCGCGUCAUCAUCGAGAAGCUGGUGAAUUCGGAAGAUGUCCGUGGAAACACCCCUCUCCAUUUGGCGUCGAUGCACAACCAUUGCAACGUAAUGCGCUCCUUGACGAGCGACAAGAGAAGCGACUUGCAGCUUGUGAACAAUGAUGGGUUGACCGCCCUAGAUGUGGCCAUGGAAUCCGGAAGCUUGUCGAUGAAAAAUCCAGCGUUACUAGGACGUGCAUUUUUUAUUGUCGCCGGUGUACGGCGUAUCGAAGGUCGAGACGUUCUGUCACCAAGAGAAGAACAUUCUGGAGCGAGCAAAUCAUCUCCUGCCGAAUGGAUCAAGGACCAGGUUAAUACUUUAUUGGUAGUGGCCACGCUUGUGGCCUCCGUCACGUUCACUGCAGGCGUAACGUUGCCCGGCCGGUACAAUGCUUCCAGUGAUCCCCACCCGGGAACGGCGACCAUCUUGCACAAAGGAGUGUUUCAGGUUUUCGUAAUCGCCAACACGUUAGCCAUGUAUAGCUCCAUCCUUGCGGUCGUAGUCCUCCUCUGGGGUCUCAGUAGAGACUUCUAUGUUGCAGAGCUAGCUUACCACUCAACAGGGCCAUUACUGCUAAUGGCUCUCACCGGCAUGUCGGUGGCGUUCUUCGCGGCCAUAACUGUAGCAGUGAGCAAACUUACUUUGCUCGGGAGCCUUGUUCUGUCAGUCGGAGUCCUUUACCUCGCGAUGGUCAUCGGGGUUUUAGCAGUCUUGAUAUUCCCAUCCUCCAUGUCUGCUAUGCGCAUUGUGGUCUUCUACUAUCUGGCUGUGACCCUAUCGGCAUCUGCAGUCCGAGGAUUUGUCAGAUUUUGUGUUACGAAUUUUCCCUUCUUUAUGGAAAAAAUUUGCAACCGUCCAUUUAUUCAUUUUUAA